Pseudoliparis swirei is the source of this 2031-nucleotide messenger RNA. RefSeq names its product leucine zipper-EF-hand containing transmembrane protein 1 (gene letm1). Gene Ontology annotation, molecular function: ribosome binding. Gene Ontology annotation, biological process: intracellular monoatomic cation homeostasis. NCBI's taxonomy places the organism in Eukaryota, Metazoa, Chordata, Actinopteri, Perciformes, Liparidae. Bases 224 to 2014 code for a protein of 596 amino acids. Gene Ontology annotation, cellular component: mitochondrial inner membrane. The transcript is spliced from 13 exons. The record is from RefSeq and is a predicted model, not a curated record.
GGGGUUAGCUGUCAACGACGUAGCCGGGAAGGGCAUGAUAUGGAGCUACAGUUCCCGGUAGACAGUUAUACAUGCGUCGUAGCUUCUUAAAAGUACAAACGGGCUUUUCUAGGGGGUGUUUUCUAUAAACCAGGUCCGCGGCUGUUUUUGUUUUCGACAUCUUGAACUAACGAGCUAACCGGCUAGCUAGCUAGCUGUUAAAAAGGUAACUUCAAACAGCCUCAUGGCGUUGAUCCUGUUUACGAGGUCUCGGGCACCUUUAAUGAAAACCUCCAGGUCGUUGAAGAGCGAGUUCAGGAAAGGUCGAGGGAAGCUACAAGAUGGAUCCUGUUUCAACUGCACAGCUCUCAGACUCUCCAGUCAAACACGACUUGGCAGUUUCGCCCAGGUGUCUUCACUCGGGUCCUCCAUCCCCUCACCAGGUGGAUAUGUGGGAGCCAACCAGAGCCCAGACACACGGCGCCGAUACUGUAUGCUGGGGGCCUCUUCUUCAGCGUACCCCGCGGUCACGAUGGGGGCCCGCUGGACGAUAGCGCGACCGCAGGCCGUAGCCGGCGUUCGCUGGAUACACGCCUCGGGGAGGAGGUGGGACGACUCCAAGGUGGAGAAGUCGCUGCGUUCGUUAAAGGACAAGAAGAAGAAGCUGGAGGAAGGAGGGCCGGUGUACAGCCCGACGCUGGACGUGAAGCCCGUGAGGAGGACGGUCAAACAGUGGGUCGUAGACGAGGUCAAGCAUUACUACCACGGCUUCAGGCUGCUGUGGAUCGACACGACCAUCGCGGGGCGAAUGCUGUGGAGGGUGUUGAACGGACAGCCGCUGUCCCGCCGCGAGAGGAGACAGUUCCUCAGAACGUGUGCCGACCUCUUCAGACUCCUUCCCUUCCUGGUGUUCAUCAUCGUCCCCUUCAUGGAGUUCCUGCUCCCCGUGGCUCUGAAACUCUUCCCCAACAUGCUGCCGUCCACCUUCGAGACAAAGUCGAAGAAGGAGGAGAGGUUGAAAACGGAGCUGCGAGUGAAACUGGAGAUGGCCAAGUUCUUGCAGGACACCAUCGAGGAGAUCGCUCUGCGGAACAAGGCGGUCCAGGGGAACGCCACGGAGGAGUUCUCCACCUUCUUCCAGAAGAUCCGGGACUCCGGAGAACGUCCCAGCAACGAGCAGAUCAUCCGGUUCUCCAAACUGUUCGAGGACGAGCUGACUCUGGACAACCUGACGCGACCUCAGCUGGUGGCUCUCUGCCGUCUCCUGGAGCUCCAGUCCAUCGGGACCAACAACUUCCUCCGCUUCCAGCUCAUCAUGAAGCUGAGGACCAUCCGUGCAGAUGACAAGCUGAUCGCGGAUGAAGGCGUGGCGAGUCUGAACGUGAACGAGGUGCAGGCGGCCUGUCGCGCCAGAGGGAUGAGGUCUCUCGGGGUCACAGAGGAUCGACUGAGAGAGCAACUCAUCCAGUGGCUGGAGCUCCACCUGAAGCAGCAGAUCCCCACCUCCCUGCUACUGCUGUCUCGAGCCAUGUUCCUCCCCGACACCCUUUCCCCCGCCGACCAGCUGAAGACCACGCUGCAGACGCUGCCCGAGAUGGUGACGAAGGAGGCCCAGCUCAUGGUGGCAGAGAUGGCUCUCUCCAAAGUGGACAAUAAGGCCAAACUGGAGUCUACGCUAAAGGAGGAGGCGACCAUACGCCAGGACAACAAGGACAGGGAGAUGGAGCGGUUGGCGGACGCUGCAGAGAAGGCUGCCCGGGAGGGCGAGUUGGAGUUGGAAGCAGAGUCGGUCAAAGCUGACAUGGCUGCUCAUUCAGAGACGCUGAGGGACACGGCGCCGGUCAUAGAAGGGCUCAAGUGGCAGAGAUUCCCGCGGCCCCAGGGCGAGGAGAUCACCAAAGAGGGGAUCGACCUGUUGAGCGACGCGUGCUCGAAGCUGAAGGAGCAGAAGAGGCUGCUGACCCUGGAGAAAGAAGAGCUCGAAGAACUGAAGGACGACGUCCAGGAAUACAACGAGGUGCCCGACCCGUCGUAGAAACAGAGACGAGGCGU